AGGGGCGGAUGCCUUCUGCGCCGGAAGUGGCUGCCAGACAGUAAAUAAGCCCAGAAAAGCCGCUGAGAAGCUGUCUCCAUCUUGUCGGCAGCCGCUGGGCCCGCGACGCGGAGGCGAUGGGGGGCGUGCUGGGACUGUGCUCCGUGGCGAGCUGGAUCCCAUGUUUGUGUGGCAGCGCCCCAUGCUUGCUGUGCCGAUGCUGCCCUAGUGGAAACAACUCCACUGUGACCAGAUUGAUCUAUGCACUUUUCUUGCUUGUUGGAGUUUGUGUUUCUUGUGUAAUGUUAAUACCAGGGAUGGAAGAACAACUGAAUAAGAUUCCUGGGUUCUGUGAGAAUGAGAAGGGUGUUGUUCCUUGUAAUAUUCUGGUUGGCUACAAAGCUGUGUAUCGCUUGUGCUUUGGCUUGGCCAUGUUCUACCUUCUCCUCUCUUUACUAAUGAUCAAAGUGAAAAGCAGCAGCGAUCCUAGAGCCGCUGUCCACAACGGAUUCUGGUUCUUUAAAUUUGCUACAGCAGUCGCAAUUAUUGUUGGAGCUUUCUUCAUUCCUGAAGGCACUUUUACAACUGUGUGGUUUUAUGUAGGCAUGGCAGGUGCCUUUUGUUUCAUCCUCAUACAACUAGUCUUGCUUAUUGACUUUGCCCAUUCUUGGAAUGAAACGUGGGUUGAAAAAAUGGAAGAAGGAAACUCAAGGUGUUGGUAUGCAGCCCUGUUAUCAGCUACAGCUAUGAAUUAUUUGCUGUCAUUAGUUGCCAUCAUCUUAUUCUUUGUCUACUACACUCACCCAGCCGGUUGUUCGGAAAAUAAGGCAUUUAUCAGUGUCAACAUGCUUCUCUGCAUUGGUGCUUCUGUAAUGUCUAUACUGCCCAAGAUCCAAGAAUCACAACCAAGAUCUGGUUUGUUACAGUCUUCAGUAAUUACAGUCUACACAAUGUAUUUGACAUGGUCUGCUAUGACCAAUGAACCAGAAACAAAUUGCAAUCCAAGUCUACUAAGUAUCAUUGGCUUCAAUACUACAAGGCCUCUCCCAAAGGACGGGCAGUCUGUCCAGUGGUGGCAUCCCCAAGGAAUUAUAGGACUGGUUCUCUUCCUACUGUGUGUGUUUUACUCAAGCAUCCGUACUUCCAACAAUAGUCAGGUUAAUAAACUGACUCUAACAAGUGAUGAGUCAACACUGAUAGAAGAUGGGAAUGCCAGAAGUGAUGGAUCCCUAGAAGACGGGGAUGAUGUUCACCGAGCUGUAGAUAAUGAGAGGGAUGGCGUCACUUACAGUUACUCCUUCUUUCACUUCAUGCUUUUCCUGGCUUCGCUUUAUAUCAUGAUGACCCUCACCAACUGGUACAGGUAUGAACCUUCGCAUGAGAUGAAGAGCCAGUGGACAGCAGUGUGGGUGAAAAUCUCUUCCAGCUGGAUUGGCAUCGUGCUGUACGUUUGGACACUGGUAGCACCACUGGUUCUUACAAAUCGUGAUUUUGACUGAAUCGGACUUCUGGCAUGAAAGUCCCAUUUUGGUCAUUGUUUAUUUGACAUUAACAGUAUUCGCAGUUUUUGUAAAGUUGUAUGCGUUGUUGUAUAACUAUUUUUCUCUUGCAUGAAUUAGAUUUACUGUGCCAUUUUUUUCACAUUCUUGCUAAGUGUAUUGAUGAUAUGAACUGCAAAGGGAGAAUUUUGAAUAAGGUAGUAAAUUAGGAAAGAUGGAUGCUGAUAGACAUAUCAUCUACUUUGUACAUAUGAAAUUAAAAGUGACAAGAAUUCUUAACAAUUGGUUUCAAAAUUGUGUUAGACCUUAUGCUAUUUUAGAAACAUAACUAUGGCUGCCUUUUCAAAUACUUGGUGUGUUGCCUUACAGAGGACUGCAAAGCAAAUAGCUGUUCUAAUAUUAUGUAGAUAAGUCACAAACUAGUUGUCUGAAAAAUGCAAGUCACUUUUAGGUUUGCCAGGAUUUUCUCUUACUUGGUACAGAAUGUUCAUGUUCAAUGGAAAAGUUAGGAUGUGGAGGGAAGCUAAGGAACAUACAAAAGCCUUCAUAGAAAAGUCUCCAGUAGUAGGUUUUAAAGUGAAUACUCAUAGAUUAUGAGAUCUAAGACCUUAGAUCAUGACUUUCUGUAAAAACGGGUGGCCUUCACCAACAAAAUGAACUUUGGUCUUUACAAACAUACAAUUAUGGAUUUCAGAGAGAUGUUAGCAGCUCUGAAACAUUUAUACAAGGUUUUAAAAAGGAAAAUCAUGUGUUAGAAAAAUUUGACGCUAAACAUUUGCAAAUCAAACUGGGAAACCUCGGAUGGAACAUGAAGUGUUGUUACACUCUGGGCUGGGUACUUAAGAUCUAGUCCAGCUCAAGUAGCUAGUUAGUGGCAACGUUGAGAAACUGUGUUUACCAAAACUAGCCAAUAUUCUGACAUAAAACUUUUGUAUCCAAAAUGCACUAUUCACUUAAUAAAUCAUUAACAGUAGAUAAUUUGUGUGAUAUGUAUUGCUGCUAUUCAGCAUGCUUUUUAUCCAAACAUGAAGUCCAGGAGUAUAAAUGAACUUGUUAGAAUAGACUACUUACAUUAUAUAACACUAUACAUUUAAACAUUGCUUAAAAUGUUUGUAUUUACUGCCAUGUAGUUGAUAGUCAACUUGAUUUAGAUAAAAAUGCUUAUUUAUGUGUAAAUUAGUAUUUAGUAAAGCUUAAAUUUGCUUCUUUAAAAAUAUUUAUUCUGCACAUGGAAUAUAACAAUUACUCUUAAUUUCCCAAACUUACUCUGUGUUACUAUUGUGUUUCACAAUUUUGAAUGGCUGUUAUGUGUCUUAAAUAAAUGAAUUCAGAGAAAA
Mesocricetus auratus (golden hamster) is the source of this 2815-nucleotide messenger RNA. It is a transcript of the gene Serinc1, whose product is annotated as serine incorporator 1. Lineage: Eukaryota; Metazoa; Chordata; Mammalia; Rodentia; Cricetidae. Gene Ontology annotation, cellular component: membrane. The coding region runs from base 117 to 1478 and encodes 453 amino acids. The transcript has 10 exons. The record is from RefSeq and is a predicted model, not a curated record.